Messenger RNA from Myxocyprinus asiaticus (Chinese sucker), 1239 nucleotides. RefSeq names its product small VCP/p97-interacting protein-like. Bases 302 to 631 code for a protein of 109 amino acids. Gene Ontology annotation, biological process: negative regulation of VCP-NPL4-UFD1 AAA ATPase complex assembly; negative regulation of retrograde protein transport, ER to cytosol; positive regulation of autophagy. The transcript is spliced from 4 exons. Gene Ontology annotation, cellular component: endoplasmic reticulum membrane. NCBI's taxonomy places the organism in Eukaryota, Metazoa, Chordata, Actinopteri, Cypriniformes, Catostomidae. The record is from RefSeq and is a predicted model, not a curated record.
AUAACGGAGCUGCUGUAAUAUUCUCAUUCUGACACCAUCAGCUGGACAAAUACAUCAUAUUAUUCACUCCUCUAAAUCGAAAUCCAGAUGCCUGGAUGCGCGAGAAAUUAUGUUAGAGUGUUAUGUUAGUCUGUUAGUGUAUUAAAUGUGAUUUAUCAGUAGCGGUAGCUGGUUAAAGUAGCUCAGCACAGCUUUGUUUACAUUGCUAGUUCAGUUCCAGCAGCUUUCAUAGUGAGUUAAUGACAGCAUAGAAACCCUAUAAAACCUGUUAGUGCUCAUUACAAGAGUCUGGAAUCAUCACAUGUGCCUAAUUUCCUCAGGUUCUGCUGAAAAGAGUUUUAUUUGUGCCUUUGCUUCACCGGUCAUCAGUAUGGGGAUGUGUUUGCCCUGUUUGAGUGGAGCUGAAGAUGAUGUAGUCGUCACACCAGAUGCUGAGACAAGGAGAAGGCAGUUGGCAGAGGCUGCAGAGAAGAGACAGAAAGAGACAACCUACAGAGGCAUCAAAAACCCAGAAGCCCUAGAAAGGAAAAAGAAAAAACAGGAAGAGAUGGAGAAAGAGACUGUGAACUCAACACCUGCUGGAGGAGGAGGGCUGAAGGUACAUCACAAACAAGAGUGGCAGGUUGGCUAACACAGUCUGCAGGAAGAUAACUGGUGUGUGUCUACAUCGGGCAUCGACAAACUGCAGUAUUUCCCACUGACUUGAGAGAUUCUUCAAAAUCUUUCUUUUUCUUUAUUUUGAAGUGUACGCUAACAAGGGAGUGUGCGUAGAGAUUGGAAUUAUUGUCAAGCUCCUUCACAAAGCUCCUUCAGACCUUUUGAUUGGCCAGAGUGCAUUAAGAUCACACCUCUUUAAAAUGCCAAAAUGUGCUAGCCUAUGGGAUAGGGAUUUAGCACUUUUGUUUAUUUAUAUAGAACAUUUUCACAAUAUAAUAUAUGUUCAUCAAUAAUUUCACACACAUGCUGCUUUUAUACCAAGGUGCUUUCUAUUUUCAACAUUGAUUUGUUAAACAACCCGUUGAAUCUGAGAUCUGAAUGUCAUUUUAAUACACAUUUAUACAGCAAAAAAAAAAAAAAAAAAAAGCUUGUUUUGUAAUGGGGUUAGAAACAUUUAGUGCAUAUUCAGGCAUUUAUAUUUAUUUCAAGUCAUGCAUACAUUACCAGUGGGUUUUGAGAUUAUUCAGGACUGUAAAGCAUGCGUUUGUUAAUUUUGAUAAAUGUUUGAUAUUUAAGAGUGAA